AUCAGCUGUAUCCAAUCACAGCUGAUCACAUAGCACUGAUGAUCACUGUGCCCUGAUGAUCUGUGUAGUCCCCAGCAGUGCCACCUGUCAGUAUCCAUCAGUGCCAGCUGUCAGUGCUCAUCCAUGCCACCUGCCAGUGCCCAUCAGUGCCACAAUUCAGUGCCUACCAGUGCACAUCAAUGCCACAUAUCAGUGCCCAUCUGAGCUGCCUUUCAGUGUCACCCAUCAGUGCCAGUCAGUGCCACCUAUCAAUGCCAGUCAGUGCCACAUAUCA
Messenger RNA from Staurois parvus, 274 nucleotides. The record is from the annotation of a GenBank genome assembly. NCBI's taxonomy places the organism in Eukaryota, Metazoa, Chordata, Amphibia, Anura, Ranidae.